AUGCAAAGUGAUUCUUUUCAGCUCUUUGCCCUGAAUAUCCGAGGAAGGAUCGUAGAAGUCGAACAUGAUCUUACAUUGGUCGACUUUCUGGAUGAACAGCUCCACAUGAAAUUCAGGGUCGACCUCGUCGAAACUGGCCAGUUUCUCAAAUGGUUGCUGAUCAUUGGUUGGUUCGAAUCUAGAAGAGGAGUGUCUUUGAGGGGUACGCGUUUAGAAAGCUCGAUCUCUGCAGGUAAGACAUCAUCGCCCCUGUUUGAGGAAGACGCCGCCAGUGGUGUUGGAGUUUGGAUCUGCGGAGGUUGUGAUUGUGAGCCUGAUUUUGUAGAAGACGUGGAAGGAGGGGAAGCACUUGCCGAGUUGUCAACUCCUGAAUUCAAAGACGACUGUUCCGAAGACGCAGAUUGUGUUCUUUUCAUCGAAGUUGGACUGGUACUGGCUGAGGAAUUACUUUGGAACGAGCCUGUGGAUUUGACCUUUUCCGGCUUCUUUCCGGUUUCCUCCUUUUUGUCCUUCUUCUUUUCUCCCUUGGCAGACCCUGUUUUGGAUCUGAACCGUUGUUUAAAACCUUUCAUCAUCUUGUUGAGGCGUGGUUAA
Molecule: messenger RNA, 594 nt
Organism: Ogataea philodendri
Lineage: Eukaryota; Fungi; Ascomycota; Pichiomycetes; Pichiales; Pichiaceae
Exons: 2
Coding region: 1-594 (197 amino acids)
Source: RefSeq, a predicted model, not a curated record